Molecule: messenger RNA, 4726 nt
Organism: Mandrillus leucophaeus (drill)
Lineage: Eukaryota; Metazoa; Chordata; Mammalia; Primates; Cercopithecidae
Gene: MBNL2
Product: muscleblind-like splicing regulator 2
Exons: 9
Coding region: 842-1945 (367 amino acids)
Molecular function (GO): metal ion binding
Source: RefSeq, a predicted model, not a curated record
GUCGGAAGGAAGGGCUUGCAGCUUACAGCAACAGAGUUUAGACUGUCUUUGCUUCAUCAUCUGAAGGUAAAAUUUUCCAGAUACGGCAGGCGGCUUUCAGAGUACAAUAAACAGGGAAUGAGAACUAUUUACAUGGAAGUUUCUUCCUCAUGAUGCGGUGGAGAAGCCUCGGCCACUUGGUUCUGCCAGAUGUUCCUGGGGUUACUGUAAAUGGGAAGGACAGGCAGAGCUAAACAAGGUUUAUCAUUUAGAAGUGCCUGUGUGAAGUCACUUUUGCUGGAAACUGCAGCCUGGGAGCUUUCUUUGUAUUCACAUCUCGCUCUUCUGUCAAGUACACUUUACCCUGACCUUAUGAGUGGAUGAAGAUACCUCAGUUGUCUGACUUUGCCAAUUGCUUAAUUUCAGAAUUCAAAAAGGGGGAAGAAAAACAUCCUGCUAAAAUAUGAACAUCUGAGUGUCUUAUUUUCUAACAUCGUCAAUAGCUGUGAGCGUCAGCAUUAAAUAUUCUCCCAAGGAGUGCCAUGAAAUUGAAGUCACUUUAUUAAAAACAGGUGUAUCUGCAAAACAGCCAAGAGACUCAGACGUUGAAAGCCAGAGAUGACACUGAGCGUGCUUUUAUUGUGGCCCGCCAUCUUCAAGUGGGACAUGUUGAUUGAUGAGUGAUUGCCUGUCCAUAAACUCUCUCAUCAUCCUGUUCCCUGGAUUGGACUUCACUAAGCAAUUUAUCACUCACCUUCAGACUUACAUGUGGGAGUUUUCACAACAGUAGUUUUGGAAUCAUUAGAACUUGGAUUGAUUUCAUCAUUUAACAGAAACAAACAGCCCAAAUUACUUUAUCACCAUGGCUUUGAACGUUGCCCCAGUCAGAGAUACAAAAUGGCUGACAUUAGAAGUCUGCAGACAGUUUCAAAGAGGAACAUGCUCACGCUCCGAUGAAGAAUGCAAAUUUGCUCAUCCCCCCAAAAGUUGUCAGGUUGAAAAUGGAAGAGUAAUUGCCUGCUUUGAUUCCCUAAAGGGCCGUUGUUCGAGAGAGAACUGCAAGUAUCUUCACCCUCCAACACACUUAAAAACUCAACUAGAAAUUAAUGGAAGGAACAAUUUGAUUCAGCAAAAAACUGCAGCAGCAAUGCUUGCCCAGCAGAUGCAAUUUAUGUUUCCAGGAACACCACUUCAUCCAGUGCCCACUUUUCCUGUAGGUCCCGCGAUAGGGACAAAUACGGCUAUUAGCUUUGCUCCUUACCUAGCACCUGUAACCCCUGGAGUUGGGUUAGUCCCAACGGAAAUUCUGCCCACCACACCUGUUAUUGUUCCCGGAAGUCCACCGGUCACUGUCCCGGGCUCAACUGCAACUCAGAAACUUCUCAGGACUGACAAACUGGAGGUAUGCAGGGAGUUCCAGCGAGGAAACUGUGCCCGGGGAGAGACCGACUGCCGCUUUGCACACCCCGCAGACAGCACCAUGAUCGACACAAGUGACAACACCGUAACCGUUUGUAUGGAUUACAUAAAGGGGCGUUGCAUGAGGGAGAAAUGCAAAUAUUUUCACCCUCCUGCACACUUGCAGGCCAAAAUCAAAGCUGCGCAGCACCAAGCCAACCAAGCUGCGGUGGCCGCCCAGGCAGCCGCGGCCGCGGCCACAGUCAUGGCCUUUCCCCCUGGUGCUCUUCAUCCUUUACCAAAGAGACAAGCACUUGAAAAAAGCAAUGGUACCAGUGCGGUCUUUAACCCCAGCGUCUUGCACUACCAGCAGGCUCUCACCAGCGCACAGUUGCAGCAACACGCCGCGUUCAUUCCAACAGGGUCAGUUUUGUGCAUGACACCCGCUACCAGUAUUGUACCCAUGAUGCACAGCGCUACGUCCGCCACUGUCUCUGCAGCAACAACUCCUGCAACAAGUGUCCCCUUCGCAGCAACAGCCACAGCCAAUCAGAUAAUUCUGAAAUAAUCAGCAGAAACGGAAUGGAAUGCCAAGAAUCUGCAUUGAGAAUAACUAAACAUUGUUACUGUACAUACUAUCCUGUUUCCUCCUCAAUAGAAUUGCCACAAACUGCAUGCUAAAUAAAGAUGUAGUUCUUCUGGACAGACCACAACUCUAAGAAGCUAGUGCUGCUAUCUCAUAUAUGAGUAUUAAAUAUGGUAUGCUUAGUAUAUUCCAACCUAAGAUAGUUAACUACCUGAGACCAGCUGUGAUGUUUAAAGACAUAAAGGAUAAAGUUUACUUUUAAAGGGUUUCUAAACAUAGUUUCUGUCCUAGGAAUAUUGUCUUAUCUCCAUAACUAUAGCUGAUGCAGAAAGUCCAGCCACUUUACUCAUUUCGAUUCAGAAUAUUUCAAAUUUAGCAAUAAACAAUUAGCAUUAGUUAAAAAAGAAACAUAUUCCAAGGGCAGGUUCGAUUGUAGCUGUAAUUACUGUCAUGCCAUUUACCCACUGGAUCAAAGGGUAUGUUUCACUUCUUGACAAUAUAAAUGCUGCAGCAAAGACGAGAGGUGAAGUAAAACCAAUACCUGUCCUGCAGGUCUAAAAUUUGAAUGGAAAUUCAAGCACAAGUACUGGGGACACAUCAAAGUGUGGUGUUUGGUUUGCCUGGAGAUGCCGCAUUGAAUCAUGUGAUUCUAGAUUAACAUUAAAUAGAUUGAAAAAGAAACUUUGCACGGUAUGAGCUUCAUACCCCACCAAACAAAGUCUUGAAGGUAUUAUUUUACAAGUAUAUUUUUAAAGUUGUUUUAUAAGAGAGACUUUGUAGAAGUGCCUAGAUUUUGCCAGACUUCAUCCAGCUUGACAAGAAUGAGAGGCCCAUGCCAACAGUCUAAUCUAAGAGAUUAGUCUUUCAAACUCACCAUCCGGUUGCCUGUUACAGAAUAACUCUUCUUAACUAAAAACCUAGUCAAACAAGGAAGCUGUAGGUGAGGAGAUCUGUAUAAUAUUCUAAUUUAAGUAAGUUUGAGUUUAGUCACUGCAAAUUUGACUGUGACUUUAAUCUAAAUUACUAUGUAAACAAAAAGUAGAUAGUUUCACUUUUUAAAAAAAAUCCAUUACUGUUUUGCAUUUCAAAAGUUGGAUUAAAGGGUUGUAACUGACUACAGCAUGGAAAAAAUAGUUCUUUUGAUUCUUUCACCUUAAAGCAUAUUUUAUGUCUCAAAAGUAUAAAAAACUUUAAUACAAGUACAUACAUAUUAUAUAUACACAUACAUAUAUAUACUAUAUAUGGAUGAAACAUAUUUUAAUGUUGUUUACUUUUUUAAAUACUUGGUUGAUCUUCAAGGUAAUAGCGAUACAAUUAAAUUUUGUUCAGAAAGUUUGUUUUAAAGUUUAUUUUAAGCACUAUCGUACCAAAUAUUUCAUAUUUCACAUUUUAUAUGUUGCACAUAGCCUAUACAGUACCUACAUAGUUUUUAAAUUAUUGUUUAAAAAAACAAAACAGCUGUUAUAAAUGAAUAUUAUGUGUAAUUGUUUCAAACAUCCAUUUUCUUUGUGAACAUAUUAGUGAUUGAAGUAUUUUGACUUUUGAGAUUGAAUGUAAAAUAUUUUAAAUUUGGGAUCAUCACCUGUUCUGAAAACUAGAUGCACCAACCAUAUCAUUAUUUGUUUGAGGAAAAAAAAGAAAUCUGCAUUUUAAUUCAUGUUGGUCAAAGUCGAAUUACUAUCUAUUUAUCUUGUAUCGUAGAUCUGAUAACCCUAUCUAAAAGAAAGUCACAUGCUAAGUGUAAUCUUACAUAGUGCUUGUAUCGUUGCAUUUGUUUUAAUUUGUGGAAAAGUAUUGUAUCUAACUUGUAUUACUUUGGUAGUUUCAUCUUUAUGUAUUAUUGAUAUUUGUAAUUUUCUCAACUAUAACAAUGUAGUUACGCUACAACUUGCCUAAAACGUUCAAACUUGUUUUCUUUUUUCUGUUUUCUUUCUUUGUUAAUUCAUUUAAACUCAAUGAAAACAUAGUAUACAUUACUAAAAGGUAAAUUAUGGGAAUCACUGAAAUAUUUUUGUAGAUUAAUUGUAACAUUGUCUUUCUUUUUUUCUUUUGUUUCAUGAUUUUGAUUUUUAAAAUUAGCACACAACUAUUUUCAGCCCUUUAAUAAUGGAGCAUCAAAAACAUCACCUGUAUCCCCAAGCAAAUAUAGAAGACUGUAUUUUUUACUAUGAUAUCCAUUUUCCAGAAUUGUGAUUACAAUAUGCAAAGAGUCAUAAAUAUGCCAUUUACAAUAAGGAGGAGGCAAGGCAAAUGCAUAGAUGUACAAAUAUAUGUACAACAGAUUUUGCUUUUUAUUUAUUUAUAAUGUAAUUUUAUAGAAUAAUUCUGGGAUUUGAGAGGAUCUAAAACUAUUUUUCUGUAUAAAUAUUAUUUGCCAAAAGUUUGUUUAUAUUCAGAAGUCUGACUAUGAUGAAUAAAUCUUAAAUGCUUUGUUUAAUUAAAAAACAAAAAUCACCAAUAUCCAAGACAUGAAGAUAUCAAUUCAACAAAUACUGUAGUUAAGAGACUAACUCUCCACUUGUAUGGGAACUACAUUUCACUCUUGGUUUUCAGGAUAUAACAGCACUUCACCGAAAUAUUCUUUCAGCCAUACCACUGGUAACAUUUCUACUAAAUCUUUCUGUAACACUUAAAGAAUUCCUUCAUUCAUUACCUUACAGUGUAAACAGAAGUCUAAUUUGUAUCAAUACUAUGUUUUGGUUGUAAUAUUCAGUUCACUCACCCAAUGUACAACCAAUGAAAUAAAAGAAGCAUUUAAAAGGA